Messenger RNA from Delphinapterus leucas (beluga whale), 1514 nucleotides. It is a transcript of the gene ALX1, whose product is annotated as ALX homeobox 1. Gene Ontology annotation, biological process: embryonic skeletal system morphogenesis; negative regulation of DNA-templated transcription; positive regulation of transcription by RNA polymerase II. The record is from RefSeq and is a predicted model, not a curated record. Lineage: Eukaryota; Metazoa; Chordata; Mammalia; Artiodactyla; Monodontidae. Gene Ontology annotation, molecular function: DNA-binding transcription activator activity, RNA polymerase II-specific; RNA polymerase II transcription regulatory region sequence-specific DNA binding.
CCCGAGGAGCCCAGCUGAGUUUCAAGAUAUAAAAGCAACUUCGGGUGCCCCCUUUCCAGCCGGGACGUCUUAAAGGGCUCGGAGCCGGGCAGCUCCCCGCGCCGCAGCGCCUGCUUUCCCCUUCGCUCCUCUCUGGCCCUCCCUCCUCCCGCCCCCUCGCUCCCUCCCCCAGCGCGCUCCAGCCUCCGAGCUCCAGUAGCUCCGAGACAGCUUUCCAGGAUUAUGGAGUUUCUGAGCGAGAAGUUUGCCCUCAAGAGCCCACCGAGUAAAAACAGUAACUUUUACAUGGGCGCAGGAGGCGCGUUGGAGCACGUUAUGGAGACGCUGGACAAUGAGUCCUUUUACAGCAAAGCGUCGGCGGGCAAAUGCGUGCAGGCCUUCGGGCCCCUGCCCCGCGCCGAGCAUCACGUGCGCCUGGAGAGGACCUCGCCCUGUCAGGACGGCAGCGUGAACUAUGGGAUCACUAAAGUAGAAGGACAGCCUCUUCACACCGAACUAAAUAGAGCUAUGGACAACUGUAACAGUCUCCGGAUGUCUCCCGUGAAAGGGAUGCCAGAGAAGGGAGAACUGGAUGAACUUGGGGAUAAAUGUGACAGCAACGUAUCCAGCAGUAAGAAACGGAGACACCGAACCACCUUUACCAGCUUGCAGCUGGAGGAGCUGGAAAAGGUCUUUCAGAAAACCCAUUACCCGGAUGUAUAUGUCAGAGAACAGCUUGCUCUGAGGACUGAGCUGACUGAGGCCAGGGUCCAGGUUUGGUUUCAAAAUCGAAGGGCCAAGUGGAGAAAAAGAGAACGUUAUGGCCAAAUCCAGCAAGCUAAAAGCCACUUUGCUGCCACCUAUGACAUAUCAGUUUUGCCAAGGACUGACAGCUAUCCACAGAUUCAGAACAAUUUGUGGGCAGGAAAUGCAAGUGGUGGUUCUGUGGUCACUUCAUGCAUGUUGCCACGUGACACUUCCUCCUGUAUGACACCUUACUCUCACUCGCCUCGGACAGAUUCCAGUUACACAGGGUUUUCAAACCACCAGAACCAGUUCAGCCAUGUGCCCCUCAACAAUUUUUUCACUGACUCUCUUCUUACCGGGGCUACCAAUGGACAUGCAUUUGAAACAAAGCCAGAGUUUGAAAGGAGGUCCUCCAGUAUCGCAGUUCUUCGAAUGAAAGCCAAGGAGCACACUGCCAAUAUUUCAUGGGCCAUGUAACAUACAGUACUCUUUUCUUUCUCUCUUAAUGGCAAAGUAAAACAUUCUUAUUUCUCAUAUUUAAAGGAUACCACAAUAAGCUGCUGUGUGUGGAAUUGCUAAAGGUCAAGAUAUACAGUGAGACCAGCUUAAAUGAAUAGUUGUUAUUAUUUAACAUUAAAAUCUAAGAAUGAACCUCUGAAAAGACUCAAUAGGUUUACCACGCACCCGUCUCCACAAACUCUGUUUUAGUAGUAAGAUUUUUUUUCUAUUGUACGAGUCGAUGAAAUAUGAUCAUGCAGCUUCUGAAAAGAAUAAAUGUAUUAAACAAA